UGUUGAUAUGAACGUGACAGACAGACGCGUUAGUCAACAACUUACUGGAACUCACAGUAUUGUGUGAGCAUUGGGGCUUCACGAACGCGUAUCCACUUUAUUUGCUCCAAUGUUCCGAGUGCGCGAACAUCGAACAAAAUAAAACAAACAUAAAGAACAAAUAAUCGCCGUCACAUUAAUUUAAUUUUUAAGUGAAUAGUGGAAGAGCAUUGUACUCUUAAUUUCGAAGACUCUUUUGUUGAAACAAGUUGAGUAAAGAAGACUUUGUGAAGAUGACUGAAAAGGAAAAAUGUGAAAUUGACAAUGAAAUAGGACAAAUACAGGGAAGCGCAGUGAAGUUAAAAAGAGAAUUAGGACUCUUUUCCGCCGUCAAUUUGAUUCUGGGAGUAAUGAUUGGUUCGGGAAUAUUCGUAUCCCCAGCAUCUGCCCUGGAACACUCAGGCUCGGUGGCAUUAUGUCUCAUAAUAUGGACUGUAUCAGGAAUAAUAUCAUUACUAGGAGCUUUAUCAUUUGCUGAAUUGGGCACAGUAGUUGGGAAAUCAGGAGCUGAAUAUGCAUAUUUUCAAGAGGCAUUUGGAAAUACUCACAAGUACUGGGGACCAUUACCGUCAUUCAUCUGUGCUUGGAUAUACGUCGUCAUAUUGAGACCCGCUGAAGUCGCUAUUAUAGUAAUGACUUUCGCAGAGUAUGCGAUUCAACCAUUUUCUGCAGAUUUACAAGCAGAUUAUAAGGACACAGCUAUAAAAUUAGCAUCCCUCACCGCUCUUUUUGUGAUGACGUACAUCAACAUAACCAGCGUGAAGUUGUUUGUAAAGGUGCAGAACAUUUUCGGCGUGUGCAAGGUCUUCGCCUGCCUUAUAGUGAUCGGGGGCGGCAUUUACGAGAUAUGCAAGGGCAAUACGGCGCAUUUAGACAAAGGGUUCGAAGGCAGCACAAGUAGCCCGGGAGGCAUCGCGCUUGCGCUCUACUCAGGCCUGUGGGCGUACGAUGGAUGGAACAGCGUCACCGUCGUGACUGAGGAGAUUAUCAACCCUGGAGUCAACGUCCCUCUCAGCAUUUCCAUCGCAGUACCACUCAUCACAGCUCUGUACGUGUUCAUGAACGUGGCCUAUAUGACUGUGCUGAGCUACGCGGAGAUGACGUCAGUCCCAGCUGUGGCCGUGGCCUUCGGAACCAGGGUGCUCGGACCUGCCAGCUUCCUGAUACCCCUCGGUGUUGCCAUCGCUACUUUCGGGUGUGCCAUGAGCGUGCAGUUCGGUGUUACCAGGGUAUGCUACACGGCGGCGCGCGGUGGCCAUAUGCUGGAAGUGUUUUCCUACGUCAACAUGAAGAGGCUGACGCCCGCGCCAGCUGUCGCUUUCCAGGCGUUGCUAACCACGGCAUUCAUCGUAGUCGGCAACAUAAAAACCCUCAUAGAAUUCGCCAGCUGGUUCCUUUGGUUCUUCUACGGGUUGGCAAUGGUCGCUCUACUAGUGCUGCGAAAAACACAAGCGAAGAAACCUCGCCCGUACCGAGUCCCGACGCUAGUGCCGUGCUUCGUGCUACUCGUAGCGAUAUUCUUAUCGAUACUUCCGAUUGUCCACGACCCGUCGGUAAAAUAUCUCAUGGCAGUCGGGUUUAUAGUCCUGGGGGUGCUGGUGUACACCGUGUUUGUGUAUCACAAAAAAACGCCGACUGCUUUACUCGAAAAAUUCACAUUCCUAACACAAGUUCUGUUCGAGAGCGUCCCGCCGAGCAAUCGUCAAGACUGAUCACUAUUGUUUUAAGUGCAUGUUUGUAAAUAUUAGUAUUAGAAUAUUAAAUAAAGGACAUAUUUUAGUAAAUU
Ostrinia furnacalis (Asian corn borer) is the source of this 1825-nucleotide messenger RNA. RefSeq names its product b(0,+)-type amino acid transporter 1. Lineage: Eukaryota; Metazoa; Arthropoda; Insecta; Lepidoptera; Crambidae. Gene Ontology annotation, molecular function: L-amino acid transmembrane transporter activity. The record is from RefSeq and is a predicted model, not a curated record. Gene Ontology annotation, biological process: amino acid transmembrane transport. Gene Ontology annotation, cellular component: membrane. Bases 273 to 1751 code for a protein of 492 amino acids. The transcript has 9 exons.